GCUAAGAUGGCGGCGAAGGGCUCACACUCGCACGUGAAGCUAGAGGCGGAGAUCGAGCGGUGCCGGGCCGAGGGGUACUGGGGGCGACUCCGCCACCUCGCACAGCAGCUGCUGCCGCCGCGGUCCCCGCGCAAGGCGAAGGCGGUGAGGGGUGCGCAGGACGCAGAGGACCAUGGGAGUUUGUUGCUUGCAGAAGCUCUGCUGGAGGAAUGUUUGAAGGAAAACUUUGCCAAACUGAAGGACUCAAUUCCACUGUCAGAGAAGAGUGAGCCCAAACUGAGUGAAGCUAAACAGUAUCUGACCAGUAUCUUAAGCAGAGGGAAACUAAGACCGAAGUAUAUGACAGAAGCUAUGCUGAUCCUAGGAAAGCUUCAUUAUGUGGAGGGAUGCUACAGAGAUGCCAUCAGCAUGUAUGCAAAAGCAGGGAUUGAUGACCUUUCAACCAAAGAUGAACCUCUGUAUGUGCUGCGUUUGGUAACUGAAGCCUUUGUUGUUAAAGGUUUGUCAUUGGAGCACUCAACGAACUCAAUUGCCUCGCAUGCUCGACUGUGUGAAAGGGAGGAGGAAGUUGUGGCUUGUUUUGAGAGAGCGUGUGUUACUGCCCAAGUGUACUUGCAGGAGCUUGAGAAGACCUUAAACAACACACAUUCAAGGAGUAUCAAGGGUAGCAGUGUGACUUACUCUGAGUUUGAACUUUCCUACUUUCUGGAAGCAGCUCUACAGAGUGCCUAUGUGACUCAGUUAAAGAAAGGAAAUAUUGUGAAAGGAAUGAGGCGUCUGCGAGAAAUACUACGGACUGUAGAAACAAAAGCUACUCAGACCUUCAAAAUGACUGCAGCCAAACAGUUAGCCCAGGUACUUCUCCAUUCCCUCAGUGAAGACUGUUACUGGAGCCCUUUAUCUGAUCCACUUCCUGAGUUCAUGAACAAGGAAUAUCAGUCUUAUGUUAGCCAUCUUCUUUGUCGGAGACCUGAGGUGUACUCAGAAGAGAAUGUGUACUGCCCUCAAGACAACGUAGAAGAGGCUCUUCUCCUCCUCUUAAUCAGUGAAUCCAUGGCGAACCGGGACGCAGUGAUCAGCCGAGCUCCAGAGCAGCAGGAUGACCGAGCCAUCAGUCUUCGGGAUGCUUCUGCAGUCUACGAUCUCCUCAGCAUCACGCUGGGCAGAAGAGGGCAGUAUGUGAUGCUGUCUGAGUGCUUGGAGAGAGCCAUGAAGUUUGCAUUUGAUGAAUUUCACCUCUGGUACCAGCUUGCCCUGUCCAUGGUAGCUUGUGGAAAGUCAGCAUAUGCUGUGUCGGUGCUCAAAGAGUGUGCUAAACUGCGACCUACAGAUCCCACUGUUCCUCUUCUGGCUGCCAAGGUCUGCAUUGGGUCACUGCACUGGCUGGAAGAAGGAGAGCACUUUGCUAAAAUGGUGAUAGACCUGGGUGAGGAUGCUGGAGAGUCCCUAGCAAAGGGUUACCUGGCACUGGGCCUGACAUACAGCCUUCAAGCUACUGAUGCUACUCUAAAGAGCACUCAGGAUGAAUUAAACAAGAAAGCACUUCAGACUUUGGAGAGAGCACGUGACCUGGCCCCCGAAGAUCACCAAAUCAUCCUUUACCUGUCACUGCAGCUGGCUCUUGUCAGACAGAUUUCUGAUGCUAUAGACCAUCUUCAAGAAGCCCUGCAACUGUGCAAAGAUGACAUGAAUUCACUUCAUCUACUGGCCCUCCUCUUUUCAUCUCAGAAGCACUAUCAGCAUGCAUUGGAUGUUAUCAACAUGGCUGUUGCUGAAUACCCAGAAAGCUUUAGUUUACUCUUCACGAAAGUAAAACUGGAAUGGAUACACAAAGGACCUGAAGAGGCUCUGGUGACAUGCAGGCAUAUGUUGCAGAUGUGGCAGAUGGUAUACAAUGUUCUACAGCACAGUGGCUCUGAGAAGGGAAGUAGUGUGACUGAAACACCUGUAAUCAAAAAGCACAAUGGACUGCAUCUCACUCUUCCAGAUGCUCAUGACACUGAUUCUGGAUCACAACGAGCCUCUUCCCUUGCUGCAUCAAGACUGGAACAGGCCAUGUCUGAAAUAACUAUGCAGAGCAGUGCAAUGAAGCAGGGACCUGUGAAGCUGUGGACAACUCUUGAACAAAUUUGGCUACAAGCUGCUGAACUCUUCCUGGAACUGCAACAUCUCAAAGAAGCAGGCUUUUGUACCCAGGAGGCAGCUAGUCUUUUCCCCACAUCUCAUGCUGUACUGUACAUGCGUGGGAGGCUUGCAGAGAUGAAAGGCAAUUUGGAGGAGGCUAAGCAAUUGUAUGAUGAAGCACUCACAGUGAAUCCAGCUGGAGUGGAAAUUAUGCACAGCCUGGGCCUGGUGCUGAGCAGACUUGGGCGGAGGGAACUGGCCCAGAAAGUCCUCAGAGAUGCCAUCCGGAUCCAGACCACCAGUCACAUUGCCUGGAACAGCCUUGGAGAGGUCUUGCAAGCUCAGGGGAAAAAUGAAGCAGCCAUUGAAUGUUUCCUUACUGCCCUGGACCUUGAAUCCAGCAGUCCUGUCAUUCCAUUCACCGUCAUACCCAGGGAGCUCUGAAGCUUUUCCAUGUAGCUAAGAACUUUCAUUGUGUGGACAGACAACAAAACCAAGCAGAUAAACAAAGAAAAAGCCCUACAGAGAAGUGCCAUUGUAACCUUGAACUGGGCUAAAUAAUUCCAAGAUGGGGCUCAGGUCUACAGGCUUAGCUUAGACAAGCCAAACUGUAGAAGAAUUUGCAACAGGCAGAAACAGAGAAUGCCUUUUUCUUCACAGGUGCCUGGCUAACCUCCUGUUCAAGUUAAUAGCAAGGCUUAUUUUAAAGUAUUGGUUCAAAGUGACUGUAGAAAGAAUGUACUAGGGUACAGCUGUUUAAAGCACUUGCGCCUUUCAGUGUUCAUUGAAAAUAAAACCCCCAAGCCCUGAAUUAAGCCCAGACCUGCUCUGAAGUAAAUUCACCAACUAAUUUGACCAAGUUGUGUUUAAGUAUGUGGCUGUCUCCCCACAGAUCUAACAGGACAAGUAUGACAAUUGCACCAAAUAGUCAUGCAGUAUAUGCUGUUUACAAAAUUAUUUCAUCUAUUUUGAUAAUCCUAUUUCCUGCCUUGCUUUUAUAUACUGUAUAUGCUCACUAUAUUUAGUGUAGCACUUGCCUAGACCAAUUUAAAUUAAAAAUACUUUUUUAAAAAUAAAGCUGCUAUUGCAGUAUAAUUCACAAAAGCAGAAAGACCAAAGACCAAAUCAAUUCACACUUGAACUAGUAUUAAAAACACAUAAAUAUAUCCACUUACAUAUUUAUUGAAAGGCUUUACAUGAAGUUACUAAUUAUAAACUCUGAGCUUCAUUCUUAUUAAUCACCUAUUGCAUCCGUUUAGUAAGGAAUGUAGUGUUUACCAGUAUAUAGUGACUGAACUCUGUGCCAUAGACUGCAUUACCAUUCCUGGCACAAAAUAUUUUCAUACCCAUCUUUUGAUGAUGCAAAAGAAGGCAGCGGUCUUUUAAGGGAAAGUGUGCUGAAGGCAGUAUGUAUGUAUAUGAAUUGCUUCUUCCUUAAAAUUAAAUCUUCAGACUGUCCAUAGAAAUUUCACAUUAGAGGUACAGAAUUGAGCCUUCAGUGGCAUCAUUUUGCAUCUCCUAUCAGAGGUAAUAGUGAGGACCUUCUGAUCCAUACAGCCCCCCCAUGGCUGUGACAGCCAGGGAGGGGAUGCAGCUGGCAGCCCUGCUGAGCUGUUCCUUAGCUCAGCGUGACCUCCCCGGGGCCUUGGCAGCGAGGUGAAGCCAGACUGUGCUGUCACACAAGAGCCAGCCCUGUCCAGACCAGUCCCAAGGUAAAGAAGUUAAGAUGAUGCAGAAAUUUGCUCCACUUUUCUACAAAAAAAGAAAAAAAAAAAAAAAAGGUUUUUGUCCAAAGAAGAUUUGUGACUUAAAUUUGCACUAAAGCAUACUUCGUACUAUAAUUCUGCCCAGUAUUGUGAUCCACAACUACUUCACUCCGGAAAUAAUAAUAUCCUCAGGCAAUAAAUAAGAUGGGGCUGUUUCUUACUGAGCCUGAGGCUCUGAGAACAGGCUUGAAGUCAGCAUUGUUUACAGUUAUUUGGAAAUCUGCAUGCUAAUGGAGAGCUGGCUCCUUGUGCUGCUCCCAGCCCACACCAGCAGAGAGCUCCUGCCCCCAGCCUUCCCUCAAGAUGCCUGCACCAAGGGAAUCACCCUGGUCUCAGGUUCCUUGCAGCAAUCUGGUGCACUCCCAGGCCAAUAUUUAUAUUUUUUGCCCUUUAAAUUAUGCAGAUGCAAUAGCCUAGGUUAUUUAUCUGUUCACUGAGGGAUUCCAGAUCUGCUCUACUCUGAUUUCACUCCAGGUGAAAUCAGCCCAGCUGUGAAAGGUGCUCAGUCCAUGAGUUCUCUGUCUUUCCAGUGCCACACAGGCCCCCAGAUGGACUAUUUUAGGCCAGGGGUAGGUUUCCAAGGAGAUGGUGUUCCCCAGCUGCAUUUCUUGUUUGAAAAAGCACCAGCAGCAGAGGAAGGAGUAGGUGUUAAAGUACCUGAAUUAAAGGAGUUUCAUGAAGACAGAAAGAUGCAGCCGAGACACGUUUUGCUGUGAAGGAUGCUAUGAAGUCAGCUCGCUCUGCACUGAGGGGAGAAAGAGGGAAGGGGAGGGGGAGAGAUGCUGUUGUUGACAUAAUAUAUAAAUUGUUACCCAGAUGUUUUAAACCCAGUUCCAGUCAGAUGCAAUCUGACAAUAGAUUUAAGCAGAGAAAUAUAUAGAUAGAUAUUAGAUUAUGGUGUUUGUUCUGCUCCACAGUUCCCAGGGUAGGAGCAGAUCUUCUGUGUAAGACACAAAACAAGAGCCCGUGUGGUCACACAUCGCUGUUCUGUUGUGCAGUGUAUAUUUGCAAAGCACUGCCAUAGCAACUUCUGUGUACUGGGUAGCUAUCUGAGUACAAGUUGCGCAUCUACCUCUGCAACCAAGAUGCUUCUUUAAGAGGUCCAUAAUGUAGCUGGUCUGUGACCUGGCAGGUGGGUGCCUGUUUCCCAGCAGCAGCUGAAAAGCACUCACUCACAAAUUCAUUUGCUUCUGUAUACAUAGCUUGUAAACAGCCACCAGCCCAUCACGUUUGCUGUGAUCAGGCAAACUUCAUGCUGAUGAUAAUCAGACUUGCCACAGCACUCAUCUUCCUGGUAGAGGGGCAAACAUUCAUGAAUGCUUUGAGUGCAUCAGCAAGUCAGAUGUUGCCAAGGUAGUCCCAUGUUGUGUGCAAUAAUGAGUGUUUCUGGCACUGGAAUCUCCAAUAACUUUGGGGAACCAAUUCUGCAAGUUUUAGCACUGACCUGAGUCUUAACAGUUUUCUCAUUCAUUAGUUUUGAAAGAGGAAGAUAAAAAGCCCACAUUAUUGCCUAAAGUUUCGCAUUUCUCUUGUUCCACCACAAGGUUCUUUUCCAUUUUUUUGGAAGAUUGCAUGCAAAAAGAAAAAAUAAUUACCUUCUAUUUUCCUGUUGUGCAGUGAAGGAGUUGCCUUUGACCAACAAGGAGGAUUGUAUAUUGUAACAAAACUGACUCUGCCGUUAGGAUAACAGGAGAAGCCAAACAGGCCAGGGAAUAGCUCCCCUCCCUGCCUUAUCCCAUGUAAAGUGUCAUCAGUGCCACUGGAGUGGUUGGUUAUGAGCAUUCUCCCAGCUGAGGGUCUGCCCACCUGUGUACUCAUUCCAUACAGGAGUACAGUGAAGCUGCAGACUCCUGCGCCACACAAGAACCUCAUCCGUUUCUAUUGGUAACAAUUCGUGCUACUGAUUAUCACAAUUCCUCAGAAGUGCUAAUUAUCUUUUCUUGGUAAUGACUAAUAAAUCCAAAUGGAGAACAGUCCUGGAGGGUGUUUACUUUAAAAUUCACUGGCUGGGUACCAAAGCAGGCACAGCACUGGCUGCUGCAGUUUGAAUUACACUUAUUUUGUCAAAAAAAUGCUCCAUUUUCAGAGUCUAGGUACUUAAUGAGUUUGGCUAGUUUGUAUUUCCUUUUAAUGACAGCAGAGUGGGAAACAAUCCUUUUUAGUGAAAAGACAUGACUGCCAUUUUUCCAGCCAAUCCAACAGAGAUUUGAUAGUUGCAGUUCAGCCUACAUGAGGAAGGCUUCCCAAAGCAACUGUGCACAGGAAUAAUUCCCUCUGGCUCAGUUGUAUUACAGGCAUAUUUGACAAUUAGGCAAUGGGCAUGUGGAGCUGAGAUGCCUUUCCCUCCUUACUUAGCUAAGGGGAGCUGCUUUGUGCCCAAAGGGACAGCUAUGGCACCCAUCUGCAUGCCCAUCAGCACUGCCCUGGUGCCUGCCACCUGCAGGGUGGCUGCUGCCACCAGCCCAGUGAGUCUUGUAGGCCAACACCCCAUCACUUGUGCUGCUUUAAUGACCUUCAGACUGCUCCCUAAGCCUGGCUCCAAGGGACAGUUUCCUUACUGCUGCGUUGUUCAGUGCUGCGGCAUAUCAGUGCAUGAUCAGAUAGAAGGUUGUUUUUCCCAGAAAUAGAAAGCUGAAUCAUCCAUCAGUCAGUGAUGUUGGCAGGAGGGGAGGUAAACACUGACCCAGCAGUUGCCAAGAUGGUUCCUCCAACUUUACUUCUAAUGAACUGGCUCGUGCCUUCAGCUCCAGGAAACCAAGGCAGGUUCCCAAGUGAACUGGAUACUAAAAGAUCCAGCUCAUUUUCCCACAGAAACACAUACCAGUCAGUGGCUUAAACUACUGAUGGAGAUGCAACGCUGUGCCAUUGCGUAGCAGCCCAUGAUGAUACAAGAACUUCCCUGAGCCAGUGCAGAGAAGUGCUUAGCUUUUGCACAUCCAAGCAUGUCCUACAUGCCACUCUGAUACUGUUGUCAAGGGUGUCAGAAUCAGUUUUCCGUGUAACUUAACUUUUUUUGCCAUUGUAAGGUAUUUCCACCAAGUUUAAUAAAAUUGACCCUGUGGGAAACAGAAGCGCUCCUUAUAUUUCCUUCUAAUUUCUGGACUUUGAAUAUAUUCUAAUAUAUUUUAAUAUAUUUUAUAAAUACAUUUUAAUAUAUUCAUGCCAUGGAUGCUUCAAGCAUUAUGAAAUGUCCAGUUGUUACAUUAACUGGAACCCAGUGUGCUUAGCAGUUGCAAAGGGUAUUUUGGCCUACACCCUGUAGUUCAUGGGAAAAACGAGAGUGAUCAUGCAAGCAGCAUGCCUUCAGGGAGGAACAGAGCCAAGAAAAUGGAGCGAUGUAGCUUGUUUGGAUUUGUAGAGAUUUAAGCAAGCAUCAUGCUUUUUUUGUGUUUCAUCCAGUAAAAAGAAAUAAAGGUAGUGUGAGAAACUCUAA
Pseudopodoces humilis (Tibetan ground-tit) is the source of this 7323-nucleotide messenger RNA. RefSeq names its product tetratricopeptide repeat domain 7A (gene TTC7A). Gene Ontology annotation, biological process: protein localization to plasma membrane; phosphatidylinositol phosphate biosynthetic process. Gene Ontology annotation, cellular component: plasma membrane. The record is from RefSeq and is a predicted model, not a curated record. Gene Ontology annotation, molecular function: protein binding. NCBI's taxonomy places the organism in Eukaryota, Metazoa, Chordata, Aves, Passeriformes, Paridae.